Molecule: messenger RNA, 1091 nt
Organism: Pocillopora damicornis (cauliflower coral)
Lineage: Eukaryota; Metazoa; Cnidaria; Anthozoa; Scleractinia; Pocilloporidae
Source: RefSeq, a predicted model, not a curated record
ACAUGUUAGAGCCAUGAAACGUGUAAACUAUUGCACAACCUUAGUACAAUGGAUAUUCACUGUUUACUUUCUAUCUCAAGCUAUCAUGGCAACUGCAGGAGCUGUCUGUCUUGAUUCUACAGAUACAUUUGCAGUCAAUUCUGGAGUUAACGCAAGCCUUCCUUUCAACGCAUCAAAUGAUGAGAAUCUAAACGAUUUCCGAGUCUAUCGUGCUCAGAAAAACUCUAUGGAAUUUGCUCACAUGACAAAAGAUAAAUCGAAAGGCGAUUGUUCUGGUUCAUUGUCGGAUCUUUGUGUGAAGGGGAAGGUAGAAUUUAGGAGAGAUAACCAAACUCAUUUGUUACUGGUGGAGAUUUUCCAUACCACUAUUAAUGAUAGUGGUCAAUACGCAGUCUGGGCUAAAUUUAACAGCGGUAAUUUACAUCCAGACGAGAAAACAGCGAAAUGCCUUAAAGUGAUACAUGUGAAAGUAGAAGGUAACUCUACAGAAACCACGACAAGUCCAUUUCCUCAGUCGACUCAAGUCUAUAGCCCAAGCAGUAGCUCAGAAACCACAAGUCCAGCUCCUCAGUCGACUCAAGUCUACAGCCCCAGCAGUAGCUCAGGUAAGCGUUGCCAGGGGGACUACUCACUGACUGUGAAUGCAUCUGGUGACAUCAUUAUUGUAAUGAGAAAUAUCUCAGAUCCUUAUUUUGGAAGCUACCUAAUAUCUGUUUAUCGUAAAUCAGACGACAAAAUAGACACCUUAUGGAUCAAAGUCUAUAAGAAAGAAUUUUUACUGCGAGAUAGGAGCCCAACUGCAAUGACUCCAACGGUAUUCCUGCCACAUGUGUCACAUACGCAUACAAAAGAUCACGUCACCACCGAGGAGAAUAAGCCCAGUGAACAGCCUAAAAGUAACGGUACAAUGAAAAACCACAUUAGUCGGCCCACUUUAGCUUACAACGGAAAAGAAAAGGCUGUACAGAGUGGAUGGCGUAUACCUGUUCUGGCAAUCUCCACUGGCUGUUUAUACCGCUUGUUAUUGAUAGAGGUAUCAUGGUACAAGAGUACAUGGGAAAAUAAAAUUUAAUUUACCAAGAGGACAAUGA